Molecule: messenger RNA, 2180 nt
Organism: Leucoraja erinaceus (little skate)
Lineage: Eukaryota; Metazoa; Chordata; Chondrichthyes; Rajiformes; Rajidae
Product: ETS domain-containing transcription factor ERF-like
Exons: 4
Coding region: 295-1371 (358 amino acids)
Biological process (GO): cell differentiation; regulation of transcription by RNA polymerase II
Cellular component (GO): nucleus
Molecular function (GO): sequence-specific DNA binding; DNA-binding transcription factor activity, RNA polymerase II-specific
Source: RefSeq, a predicted model, not a curated record
CGCAGCAGAGCUGAGGACUUGAGCGGUGGGGGGGACGAAAGAGACGACGUUUGCUCCAGGGGGCAAAAUGGACGCCCCGGAGGAGUGUGGGGUAUUUACUUAAAGGGGAUGUCAGACACCCCCUCUCUUAAAGGCACCAACCCCCUAACACUCAUUAUAUUGUGCCGACAUUUAUAAGGCAUAUGUUGCUCUCAGUUUUCUGAACAUUUAUUAUUUUUGGUGGGCUAAGUGAAACAACUUUGAUACCAGCCCCCCCCCCGGACCAAAGCCCAGAAACCCAGGUGAAGGCUGACCAUGAAAAUUGGUGGUGUGAAGGAGGAGGACGAGGAGGAGGAUGGAGGAGGCAUCGGCUAUCCAGACUGGGCCUACAAGCCUGACUCCAGCCCCGGGAGCCGUCAAGUCCAGCUCUGGCACUUCAUCCUGGACCUACUGCGCAGGGAGGAGUUCCGGGAGGUGAUCGCAUGGCAGGGAGACUUCGGGGAGUUUGUCAUCAAGGACCCCGACGAGGUGGCUCGCCUGUGGGGAGCGAGGAAGUGCAAGCCUCAGAUGAACUACGAUAAGCUCAGCAGGGCCCUCAGGUAUUACUACAACAAGCGGAUCCUUAAUAAGACCAAAGGCAAGAGAUUCACCUACAAGUUCAACUUCAGUACCCUGGUGAUGGUCAGCCACCCCCUCCUGGGUCUUCGGGACAGUGGUGCUAUGGCGCCACACAGCGCCCCCCCAAUUCCCUCGGCCUACCCUCUGCUUCGAUCCCUUGGUCCGCUGUCUCCCGGACCCCUCCGUCCGGCCCGGGGCUCCGUGUCUGACGGCAGCGUGGGGACGCCGGGCCCUCUGGAGCCCGAGGAACCGGCCAGAGUGCUGGCCUACCCCUUCCUCUCGCCACUGCCCCUGCUGUGUCCCCAGUCCGCCAGCCCCUUCUCCACCCUGUCUCACCCAAGGCUGGGGGCAGCCUCACCCCCGGGCGGGCCACUCCACUUCACCUUCAGCCCCGAGGAGACGUUCCUCUACCUCCGAUCCGGGGUCCGGGCCUACCCCCCAAGCCUCCACCGCCUGCCCAGCUCUCUGGGACAUCUCCCUGCCAGGCCUCCCCCUCCACCGGAGGAGCCGACGACCAGCUUCCGGCUGCAGCCCCCGCCGCUCGGCGGCCGCAGGGUCCGGGGGACGGAGAGGCCCGUGGCUGUGGUCCAGGGAGUGCCGCCGACCCCGUGCGAGCAGCCGAGGAAGGUGGGCUCUCCUUGCCUGCCCGCCAAGCUGCGCUUCAAGAUGCAGCGGAUAGAGGGGAAGAGUCCCGGCAGCGACCCCAGCUUUGGCCGCUGGGCUCCCCCCACCCUGCCUGACGGUGUUGGGGCAGUCGUGAGGGGCACAGAAUGAUCCCGGCAGUGGACUGGGAGCGGGAGCCACCGCUGCCUAGCUAAUGACUGAACUGCUGAGUUUGGAGCUGAGCUAUGGAAGGAGUACAUCCCUUCAUCCUUCCCCCUACCCCAGACCUUUUGCUCAAACCCUCCUCCCUCCGCAUCUUCUUCACCCUGCCCUCUGCCUCCCAUUACCCAACCCUUACCCCACCUCAUCCUCCCAUUACCCUGCCCUCUCCAUCUUCAUGCUCCUGUUACCCCAUCCUCUCAUUACCCUCAUCCUCUCAUUACCCUCAUCCUCUCAUUACUCUGCCCUCUCUAUCUUCAUGCUCCUAUUAACAUUUCCACUCAUUACCCUCUUUCCAAACACAUCUUCCCUAUCUCAUCCACUUCACUACCCUCACCAUGACCACUACCUUCCCUCCCACCUCUCGCUCACUCCCACCACCCAAAAACUCCUGGAUCUCAACUCCAGGGGCUCGGGGUCUGUGUUAAAGUUCCUGUGAGCCUUGCCUGCACGUUGUGUGUGGUAUAGAGAGCUGUGCUGUUCCUGUCAAUAUUCUGUGCAACGUGCUCUUUGACCCUGAGCAAAGCACCCUAGAUAAUUCUGCUCUUUGCCGUUUUUAAAGAGCGGAUUGGCUGCUCUUUAUUCGUGGCGAGAAGUUUUUAAAAAUGAAUAUUAAUACCAUUUUGUGCCUGCUGAGGUGUUUCUGAAUUUGAAAUGUAAUUUUAUGAUAAAACAAUAUCCCUGGAAUGUACUCCUUGUAUAUAUUUUUGUAGAGAUUUAUUGUUCAACCUAAUAAGAUAUUAAAUUAGAUUUUAGCUAAA